Pelobates cultripes (western spadefoot toad) is the source of this 303-nucleotide messenger RNA. Lineage: Eukaryota; Metazoa; Chordata; Amphibia; Anura; Pelobatidae. The record is from the annotation of a GenBank genome assembly.
AUGUGGACACCCCUCCAAGCUCCUCUCAGAACUGGCCUAUGUCAGCCACGAUAUUGCGUCAGAGCUCGUCCAGGAGAUCUCUCUGUGCUCUCCAUUACUGGGGAGCCUCCAGUAGGUGCAGGAGGCGUGGGAGCCUGUAUUGCACAUUUGUCUUCUAUCCCCAUGCCCUACAGGGAAUCCUCACUGGAUGAUCAGGAGAUUUUGUUGGAGAGAGGCCUCGACAGCAGCUCCCAUAUGUCGGCGGCCACCAAAGUUUUUGGGGUCAGUAUUUCUUGUUUUUUUGGCCCCUCGUUGUGGAGAUGA